AUGUCGAUGUUGCAGCAGGUCCAGAGCCACCCACACAACCAUGGGUUCCCCAUGAUGUUGCAAUCCAACGGACAGCGAUUCUACCAGCCCUCCAUGAAAAUGUUCCAGGCACUGCAACAGACUCAAGGCUCCCAACUCUACCAUGCCACUAUUGCAUGCAGCAAGCGCUUCUCCGAGGAGGAAAAGCAGAAGCUCGAGAAGGUCUUUACAGACGAGACCCAGAAGCCAAGCACUAGCCGAAAACGCCAACUGGCGGAGGAACUGGGUUGUCCUGUCCCAAAAGUCAACAACUGGUUCCAAAAUCGGAGAGCCAGAGAGAAACAGGUGCACAGGGUUCAAGCCUUGAGCAACCGGAGCCAGCCUCUACAGCCCUCGUCGGCCCCGUUCUCUGACACCGAUGACCUCCCGGAGCAGCAUAUUCCAUCUCCCAACUCCGCGAGGGGCCAGGAAAGCGAGGAUUGCGCCACCGACUCAUCCGCCCCGAGUCCCGUCGCAGGUUACGGUGCAUCACGAGAGGACGAUGCCAGCAGAGAUUUAGCCGGCGACAGCCACACCACCACCUCACAGCCUCAGCCCUUGCCGCCGAAUCAGAUAGAUACCUUCUCUAACACUAGUGUCCCUCUGAUCGCAGCGAGUUUUGAGAACCAUGCUGGUAACUUCUCGUCCUCCCCUGAUGCAUACACGGAUGCGCAGGAUCAGAUGUCUUUCCAGUCGCUUAAUGGCCAAUUCGCACCGGAUUUCUCUUCUGCAGAAAUGCAUGGCCUGCCAAUUUUCUCAUCAGGCAUCGAGCGAUCGGACUCCUUCGCCUCGUCAGUAUCGAUCUUGACCCCGAGCACUGCGACAUUCAGCACUGGCAUGGCGAGCCACGACCACACUGGAGACCAAUCGGGCACAGGAGAGUCGGACUUCUCCAGUGUGGAGACGUUGUCCCCAGACAUGACCUCUGGAACCUCGCCAGCUCUCGAACAAUCGGACUCGGCCGCUGAUACUACGUUUACGCAUCCAAGCAUUGCGUCGCGGAGGAAGACCCGGCCGCCGCAGCGGUUGAACCAAACGGCCCUGCGCAACUAUCCCAACGGACCAAAAACAGGAGUCGAGGGCUCCAAGCGAUCUGACAUGUACGGAUCGAUGAGGAGAGCUGCGUCGGCCAACGGGCCACUAUCUGGCAAGAUUUUCAAAUCCGGUCCUCCUGUCUCACCUCUAUCCCCUCGAUCUUUCGACCCGAAUUUCCUCGAGCAAUUCGCCAGGAACUCGUCAUUGACUGUCGCAUCGAAUACUUUCAAGGACGGAUCUGACGGGUCCCCGGUCGGGUCGACUUUUGAGACGCAGUAUCUAUCAGCAGAUGCUCCUCGUUUCAACUUCCAGAGAUCUUCGGUUUCGAUGAAUGGCCUCAGGGAAAACGCAGCAGUCUCACCGAGCACGCCUGACUUUAUGCGGGAUAUGGCGUAUUCUGGUGUCCAGAAGCAGGGCUUCCAGUCCUUUCACCACCCCACCUUCACACUGGACACUGGCUACGGGAAUACUUCCUCAUCGGACGAGGCACUGGCCACUCCCAGUUUGUCUCAAUUCGGGUCCGAGGUUGAAUUUCCUACCUCGCUCUGUGCGCCGAGAUACGUCGAAAGCGAACCGGCAACUCCUGCUGCCGUACAAUCGCAGGCAUUCCCAGCUUUCAAAUUCGAUUCGCCGCCACGAGGAGACAUCUAUCCUUGGUCAAGGUCGCCUGACCAAAUCCCAAUGUGGAAGGGAUCCAUCGCGCAGCUCAGCGAGCCUCAGUCACACAACUUCCAAUUCCAGCCGAACAUCACUCCACAAAACUUCCAAUCCCCCGGGCAGGGUUGA
Molecule: messenger RNA, 1839 nt
Organism: Diaporthe citri
Lineage: Eukaryota; Fungi; Ascomycota; Sordariomycetes; Diaporthales; Diaporthaceae
Exons: 3
Coding region: 1-1839 (612 amino acids)
Biological process (GO): regulation of transcription by RNA polymerase II
Cellular component (GO): nucleus; RSC-type complex
Molecular function (GO): DNA binding
Source: RefSeq, a predicted model, not a curated record